Dama dama (fallow deer) is the source of this 2040-nucleotide messenger RNA. Its product is annotated as mucin-2-like. Bases 151 to 2040 code for a protein of 629 amino acids. NCBI's taxonomy places the organism in Eukaryota, Metazoa, Chordata, Mammalia, Artiodactyla, Cervidae. The transcript is spliced from 3 exons. The record is from RefSeq and is a predicted model, not a curated record.
GCUCAUCUCCACCCUGGGCCAGACACUGUUCUUCCCAAGGCAAAGGUCUCUGGGGUCCUUUAUAUAGCUGUUCCCUCCCUGGGAGGCACUCAUUUCUUAGUCUCUGCUGAUGUGGGCAGACCCUGCAGCCAGGGCCUCACACUCAGGGAGAUGCUGGUGACCUGGAUCCUGCCGAUGGUUUUCUGGCUCUGGGUGCCCAACACUGCCUCCUCCUCGGCCACUGCCACAUCCACAUCAUCAGGGACGACAACAACAGAUUACGCAAUAACUACUAGCACCACAGUCUCUGAAAAUUCCACCACAACUUCUGGUCCACUUAAAUCUUCAGUCUCUUCUGCAAGUCCCCUCACCACUGCACUGGGGAGUUCCACCACCACUUCUGGUCAGUCUAAAUCCACAGUGUCUUCUGAGGAUGCCAAAGCAGCAGUCCAACUGAGCUACACCACAACAUUUGAUCAAUCUGAAUCUACAGACUCUUCAGAGAGUGCCCAUAGCACAUCUGGUCAGCUUAAAUCCACAGUCUCUUCUAAAGGUCCACUCACCACAGUCCUUGAAAGUUCACCCAAUACUUCUGGUCAGUCUGAAUCCACAAUCUCUUCUCAGGGUUCCCCCACGAGAGUCACUGGAAGCUCCGCCACCACAUCAGUUCUGUCAGAAUCCACACAAUCAGAGAGUUCCCACACCACAUCUGGUCAGUCUGAAUUUACAGUCUCUUCUGAGAGUUCCUUCACUACAGUUCCAUGGAGUUCUAUCUCCACAUCUGGUCAGUCUGAACCCACAGUAUCUUCUGAGGCUUCUCCCACCGGAAUCCCUGGAAGCUCCACCACCACAUCAGUUCUAUCAGAAUCUACAGUGUCUUCUGAGGGUUCCCUAACCACAGUGCUAUGGAGCUCCACCACCACAUUUGAUCAGACUGGAUCCACAGUCUCUUCUGAGGCUUCUCCCACCACAUCUCCUGGGAGUUUUAUCACCACAUCUGAUCAAUCUGAACCCACAGUCUCUUCUGAGAGUACUCACAGCACAUCUGGUCAGUCUGAAUCCACAGUCUCUUCUGAGGGUUCCCCCACCACAGUCCCUGGGAGCUUUACCACCACAUCAGUUCUGUCAGAACCCACAGUGUCUCCUGAGAGUUCCCACACCACAACUGGUCAGUCUGAAUCCACAGACUCUUCUGAGGCAUCUCCCACCACAGUCCCUGUGACUUUUAUCACCACAUCUGGUCAGUCUGAAUCCACAGUCUCUUCUGAGGUGUCUCCCACUAGAGUCACUGGAAGCUCCACCACUACAUUAGUUCUGUCAGAAUCCACAGUAUAUUCUGAGAGUUCCCACAUGACAUCAGGUCAGUCUGAACACACAGUCUCUUCUGAGGCUUCCUCCGCUACAGUCCCUGGGAGUUUUACCUCCACCUCUGCUCAGUCUGAAUCCACAGUCUUUUCUGAGAGUUUCCCAACCACAGCCCUUGGGGGCGUCACCACCACAUCAGUUCUGUCAGAACCCACAGUGUCUCCUGAGAGUUCCCACACCUCAUCUGAUCAGUCUGAAUCCACAGUCUCUUCUGACACUUCUCCCACCACAGUCCCUGGGACUUUUAUCACCACAUCUGGUCAGUCUGAAUCCACAGUCUCUUCUGACUCUUCUCUUACCACAGUCACUGGAAACUCCACCAUCACAUCAGUUCUGUCAGAAUCCACAGUGUCUCCUGAGAGUUCCCACACCACAUCCGAUCAGUCUGAAUCCACAGUCUCUUCUGAGGGUUCCCAAACAACAGUACUACUGAGCUCCACCACCACAUUUGAUCACUCUGAGCCCACAUUCUCUUCUGAGAGUUCCCACACCACAUCUGGUCAGUCUGAAUCCACAGUCUCUACUGAGUGGUCCCCCACCGCAGGCCCUGGGACCUCCACGACCACAUCAGUUCUGUCAGAACCCACAGUGUCUCCUGAGAGUUCCCACACCACAUCUGGUCAGUCUGAAUCCACAGUCUCUUCUGACGCUUCUCCCACCACAGUCUCUGGAAGCUCUACCACUACUCUCUUCUGA